Messenger RNA from Oryza sativa Japonica Group (Japanese rice), 1189 nucleotides. RefSeq names its product photosystem I reaction center subunit XI, chloroplastic. NCBI's taxonomy places the organism in Eukaryota, Viridiplantae, Streptophyta, Magnoliopsida, Poales, Poaceae. Gene Ontology annotation, biological process: photosynthesis. The record is from RefSeq and is a predicted model, not a curated record. Gene Ontology annotation, cellular component: chloroplast thylakoid membrane; photosystem I reaction center; photosystem I.
UCUGUUUUCCACUUGGCGCGACGGGCGGCACCGCCAGCUAGGCGUCCAACGUAAGGAGGGGGAUCUCCAGGAAUUCAGAUAAGGGAUAGGGUUGCUGGCAUCCUCCAUCCAAUGAACGCCACACAGCUCUCAACCAUAUCUCAUCUUCAGGGACCCACCCAAACACAUACUCCAGAUUUUCUCUCCUGCAGCUUGUAAAGAUCACAAACUUUAAUUUCUAGGGCAGUUGCCAAGAAGGCUGUUUCACAUCCAUUUUUUUUGGCCGGGAGAGAGAGCAUCUAGCUAGGGAGAGAAAGGAAGAGACGAGAGGAGAGAGAUGGCCACUGCUUAUGCUCCCAUGGCGAGCCAGCUGAUGAAGAGCAGCUUGGUGUGCUCCAAGCCGAGGGGGCUGUCUGGUGCUUCGCUGACAAGGAGGCCCCGCUUCACAGUCAAGGCCAUCCAGUCUGAGAAGCCAACGUACCAGGUGGUGCAGCCCAUCAAUGGCGACCCCUUCAUCGGCAGCCUGGAGACGCCGGUGACCUCCAGCCCGCUGGUCGCCUGGUACCUCUCCAACCUCCCGGCGUACCGCACCGCCGUCAGCCCGCUGCUCCGCGGCAUCGAGGUCGGCCUCGCCCACGGCUACCUCCUCGUCGGGCCCUUCGCGCUCACCGGCCCGCUCCGCAACACGCCGGUGCACGGCCAGGCCGGCGCCCUCGGCGCCGCAGGCCUCGUCGCCAUCCUCAGCGUCUGCCUCACCAUGUACGGCGUCGCCUCCUUCGGCGAGGGCGAGCCGUCCACGGCGCCGACGCUGACGCUCACCGGCCGCAAGAAGGAGGCCGACAAGCUGCAGACCGCCGACGGCUGGGCCAAGUUCACCGGCGGCUUCUUCUUCGGCGGCAUCUCCGGCGUCCUCUGGGCCUACUUCCUCCUCUACGUGCUCGACCUCCCGUACUUCUUCAAGUAGAUCUUUUGUUUGUAAGUGCAUGACCGGGUGAUGCAUGUGUAGAUCGAUCGAUGAUGGAACAUGUGUGUGUUCAUGUGGUGGCUGAUUUGAGUGCCUUCUACUUGUAUAAAUGAAAUGCAUCUGCACAAGGGCACAAACAGGCUGCCUGCAUGGAUAUAUGGAUGGUGUGCUGUUGUAACUUGGGAGUGUUACUUUCUUACUUUGCAGAUAAUUUAAAAUGGAAAGAAAAAGUUUUAACAAUGAUAA